Messenger RNA from Megalobrama amblycephala (Wuchang bream), 3023 nucleotides. RefSeq names its product adhesion G protein-coupled receptor E3-like. Gene Ontology annotation, molecular function: G protein-coupled receptor activity. Gene Ontology annotation, cellular component: membrane. Lineage: Eukaryota; Metazoa; Chordata; Actinopteri; Cypriniformes; Xenocyprididae. The record is from RefSeq and is a predicted model, not a curated record. Gene Ontology annotation, biological process: cell surface receptor signaling pathway; adenylate cyclase-activating G protein-coupled receptor signaling pathway. The transcript has 15 exons. The coding region runs from base 181 to 2742 and encodes 853 amino acids.
AUAACAUAUGUUUGUUUCCUCAUCAGAUGAACAUCUAACUGUCAUUUAAACUUCUGACACAAAUAUUUACAUGCAGUCAGUCUAGUUGAGUGAAGAUCACUCCAUGUGAACUCGCAUCAGAAAAUCAAUGCCUGAUCUGGCUUCUUGAAUAAUAAACACAGUGGACUAUCAGAUUCCAUAAUGGUGUUCAUUGUUUUUAAAAGUGUCGUAUGGUCACUGUUGAUUAUCCUCUGUAAAUGUUUAAUAUCCACCACUGAAUCAGGAGCAGCAGUUAGUCCAGUUUUGGGCUGUAAGCUUGAUAACGACACAUACAUCUGCACUGGUGCUCAAUACCGCAUGUACUGCAACACAACAAUGCAUCGCUUCUACUACUGGAGAUACCAAAACCAAAACCAAUAUCAGUGCUUGAGUAAUGACUGUAUCUGUGUGGGUAAUAAUGACACCUGUGCAUGCUACUAUAAUACUUCAUCCUGCUUCUGUGAGAAUUUUAGUAAUAACAACACCAUCCCUACAGCAGUUAGGCCAGUCUAUGAUUGUGUGCUUUAUAACGACACAUACAUCUGCACUGGUGUUCAGUACCGCAUGUACUGCAACACAACAAUGCAUCAUUUCAAUUACCAAAGAUAUAGAUAUCAAAACCAAUACAAAUACGAAUGCUGGAGUAAUAACUGUGACUGCAUUGGUAAUAAUGACACCUGUACAUGCUCUAGUAGCACUUUGUCCUCCUGCUUCUGUGAGAGUUACAGCAAAAACAUCACUAUCCCUACAGCAGUUAGUCCAGUCUAUGACUGUGUCCUUUAUAACGACACGUACAUCUGCACUGGUGCUCAAUACCGCAUGUACUGCAACACAAGAAUGCAUGAUUUUAACUACCACAGAUAUAUAUACCAAAACCAAUAUGAUUACCAGUGCUGGAGUUAUAACUGUAACUGCAUUGGUAAUAAUGACACCUGUACAUGCUCUAAUAGCUCUUUGUCCUCCUGCUUCUGUGAGAGUUACAGCAAAAACAUCACUAUCCCUACAGCACAUAGUCCAGCCACAGUCCCUGAAUGUGUCCUUUAUAACGACACAUACAUCUGCACUGGUGCUCAGUACCGCAUGUACUGCAACACCAGAAUGCAUGAUUUCUCCUACCAGAGAUAUCAAAACCAAGACUUGUUCCAAUGCUGGAAUGGUAUCAUCAACACAAAUAAACGUGACUUCUUUGUCUUUAAAAAUCACCUUAUGAAUAAUAACUGUUACUGCAUUGGUAAUAAGGACACCUGUACAUGCUACGGCCUUACCGCCUCCUCCUGCUUCUGCGAGUAUAACAACUCCACCCCAACCACACUCAGUUCAACCACUACAGGUCUGGAUAACAUACUGCCGGAUCAAUGCAGAAGUCAGAUCUCUGGAGGAUGUCUUCAAAAUCUUCUCGACAAUAUAGAGAGAAUUACAGAUCAAGUGCUUCCUUUGAUUGUUGUGACUACAGUUUUGGAUGUGGCUCUUAACACUUCAAAGAUUUCGGGGUCAGCUGACACAAAGGAACAAGUGACAUUAGGAAACAGUGUAAUAAAAGCCAGUGAGAAGCUCAUAUCUUCACUGGUGAAGCCAACAGACACAAGUGACAAUGUCAGUUUUACUCUCGACUCCAUAGAGGUACAAGUCUUCAUGAUUGGACCAAAAUUUACUUCAGAUCAAAUCUCUCAGCUGGACACCAAAAAUGCUUCUAUGGACAUUGAUCUUGUUGGGAUUGCAAAGAGUAACAACGGAACAGCUGCUGUGGCAAUUAUGUGCUAUUCAACAAUGGAAACUUUACUGAAGCCAGAAUUAUUCAACUCGUCAAAUGACACGGUUAAAACCAUGAUGUCCACUGUGAUCUCAGCUACUCUUCCCAAAACCACCAACACUGAACUCACCAAAUCAGUCAACUUCACCCUCAAACACAUCAGAGAGUUUGACCCCAGCGGUUCUCUGUCCUGUGUGUACUGGAAUAUCAGCGAGUGGAUUGUAGAUGGUUGUUCUGUUUUAGAGACCAACAGCAGCUACACUGUGUGUUCCUGUGUUCAUCUGUCGACAUUCGCUCUCAUCAUGCAAACCAGCAGACCACCAGAGGUACGAGAACAUGUCAGACAGAACGAUUCACUGCUGGAUCUGUUGAAUUUGGUGUGUGUGAUCGUGGGGCUGGUGUUCAUCAGUUUGGCCCUGUUGACCUUUUCCCUUUGUCAGUGGAGUCCUGGAGUGAAUAAUGUGGCUCGAAUCAACAUCUGCAUCAGUCUUCUGCUGGCUCACACUCUGUUCCUGCUCACACAACAGUUCCUGAGCCUCAUACGCCCUCAUCAGGUGUUGUGUGCCGUGAUAUCAGGUGUGCUGCAGUUCCUCUUUCUCUCUGGUUUUGUGUGGAUGUUCAUUGAAGCUGUGCUGCUCUUCAUCUGUGUGAAGAACCUAUCACAGAUCAGCUCCAAAAAGAGGGAGGUGCUUAGCACUGGAUACCUGUGUGUGAUUGGAUAUAUGGUUGCUCUGGUUGUGGUGGGCGUGUCUGUCGGGCUUGUUCCUGAAGGCUAUGGCAGCGAACACUGCUGGAUUAAAAGGGAUAAAGAUUUUAUCUGGAGUUUUCUGGGUCCUGUUUGUGUCAUACUAGCAUUGAACAUGAUUCUCUUCAUCAACAUCUUCAUCAAUCUGAACUCAACUCUCAAAAAACUGAACGCUGAAGUUUCACAGAUGAAACAAACCAACUCUACUAUAAAAGAACAGAACAUGUAGUCAAUAAAGACACAUUAACGCUCUCUUUUUUCCCUCUCUGCAGGACUAUGACAUUUAAAACACUGGCUCAGUUUGUGGUUCUUGGUUGCUCCUGGGUUCUGGGUUUCUUCACUAAUGGCAGUAAGGAGCUGGAGAUCCUCUUCCUGAUCUUGAACUCCCAGCAGGGAACCUUCAUCUUCCUGGUCUAUUGUGUCUUUAAUAAUGAGGUCAGACAGCAAUACCAGAAGUUCUUCAGAUGUCUUUGCUGUGGACUCAAACCCAACAACAUCAAAAGUGUCCAG